UUGGUCACGACUGUGCCUAAGGUCUUGCCGGACAUCCUGUUUGCAUUCAUCCCCUACACGUUCGUUCUUGCCAUCUUUGGCGCCUUCGUCGUCUGGAAUGGUGGGAUCGUAUUGGCCGCUACAUUCUUUGGAUGGCCGACUCUCAUUUCUGGCCCAGGGGGUCCAAUGGAGUUGUUCUCAAGCCUGCGGGCACGCAUGUUUGGCAGCAAAAUGUUUGCCGUGAGCAAACACUGA
Molecule: messenger RNA, 234 nt
Organism: Psilocybe cubensis
Lineage: Eukaryota; Fungi; Basidiomycota; Agaricomycetes; Agaricales; Agrocybaceae
Exons: 3
Source: RefSeq, a predicted model, not a curated record